AUGGAUAGAAGUUGGAUGCUACUUGGUAAUAGAGUACUACCUGAAUAUGUUAAUGGUGUCAAUGAUUUCUUAAAGUUUUCCAUCAAUCACAUGGACAAUGGAAAUACAAUCCGCUGCCCAUGUUAUAAGUGCAACAAUUAUUGUUGGCUUACUCCAGAUCAAAUGCGGGACCACUUGGUCAUCCAUGGCAUUGUAAAGGUAUACAACCCAUGGGUAUAUCAUGGAGAGAUGGCUGCAGCAGCAAGUGAAUCAGAAUAUAACAAGGAUGACAGUAAUGAUGUGGUUGAUGAUGACAUAGAUAUUGUUGGAGAUGGAACUUGGGAUAUGCUACAUGAGUUGAAUAACGAAUCACUAUUUAAUGAUUGGACAUCUUCCUCCACAUCUAAUUGUGCUGUUGGUGAUGUGUCAAUUGAUUCAAACUUUUUUACAAAGCUAUUUACUGAUGCAAUGCUACCUUUGUAUUCGGGAUGCAAGACAUCUAAGCUUUCCUUCGUUAUUAAGCUGCUUCAUUUGAAGAUAAUCGAUAAAUGGACUAAUAAGUCCUUCACAAUGUUACUUGAGUUAUUCAAGUCUAUACUCUCAUCCGAUGCUCAAUUCCCUUCAAAUUACUACAAGGCUAAGAAAGUCAUCCGUGAUUUAGGACUCCAUUAUGAGAAGAUUGAUGCAUGCAAGAAUGAUUGUGUCCUCUUUAGGAAAGAGUAUGCGGAUCUAGAUUCAUGUCCAACAUGCAACUCACCUAUGUAUAAAUGUAGCUUGAAUGGUGGUGGUAUAAUACCUGAAAAGGUAUUGCGUUAUUUCCCGUUGUCACUUAGGUUGCAAAGGUUAUUUAUUUCUUCCAAAACAGCUGAGGAUAUGAGAUGGCAUUCAACUAGGCGUGUCAAGGAUGGGUUGCUAAGACACCUCGUUGACUCAGAAGCUUGGACGCAUUUGGAUCAAGAACACCCUUCAUUUGGUAGUGAACCACAAAAUGUGCGUAUGGGAUUAUCAAGUGAUGGGUUUAAUCCUUUCAACAACAUGUCUAACUCUUAUAGCAUGUGGUUCGUGUUUACUGUCCCAUAUAACUUACCAUCGUGGAGAUGUAUGGAGGAGCCAUUUCUAAUGUUAACUUUGCUAAUUCCAGGUUCAAAAGGACCAGGUAAUGACAUUGAUGUAUAUCUUCAACCAUUGGUAGACGAGUUAAAAGUUUUAUGGUACAUGCAUACGUUUAAAGGUUAUGUUCGUAAUAAAGCCCAACCGGAAGGAUCAAUAGCCGAAAGAUAUAUUGACAAUGAAUGUUUGACAUUCGUGUCAAUGUAUAUUCGUGAUACGGAAACAAAAUUCACUAGACCAGACCGGAGUUGUGAUGUUGACCAUGGUCAAAGUUCCAGUGAAUUAUCCAUCUUCCAACACAAAGCUCGUGGUUUAGGGGCAGCCAUAAAUGUUGAUCUUAACAUGCUUGAUUAG
This is a messenger RNA of Ziziphus jujuba (common jujube), 1443 nucleotides long. RefSeq lists its product as uncharacterized. NCBI's taxonomy places the organism in Eukaryota, Viridiplantae, Streptophyta, Magnoliopsida, Rosales, Rhamnaceae. The transcript is spliced from 2 exons. The record is from RefSeq and is a predicted model, not a curated record. The coding region runs from base 1 to 1443 and encodes 480 amino acids.